AUGACAAAGCAUGGGUAUAGGAAGAUCUCACAAGACGACGAAAAAACUCCGCAAAAAGUUGGCUUUGUUUCUUAUGUUCUCUUCCUAUGGAUGAACAGUGUCUUCAGGACAGGUAAAAAUCGAGCGUUGGAGCAAAGUGAUUUCUUACCUCUUUCAAAAGAAAAUAGUACUUCAUUCCUAACCCAAAAUCUUCAAGAGAACUGGAGGGAGGAAGAGAGAAAAUGCCAUGAAACUCCGCGAGGACGACCAAAGCUUUGGAAAAGCGUCAUAACAACAAUCUCUUCUAGGGAACUAAUGAUCCUCAUUUGCAUGGGUAUUUUUCGCUCAUUCUUCCGUAUUCCCCUUCCUCUGCUCCUUGGAUAUCUAAUUGCAUCGCUGAUGUCUUCUGAGCCACAGCAGAAAAUGUUUCUCUAUGGUUGUGCGCUGGCUCUUUUUAUCAGCGCCUUGAUGGAAAGAGUGACAGCUCAAAUGAUUAUGUACAGAUGUGAAUUACUGGGAAUAACAAUGAGUAGUGCACUUAAAGGUCUUGUUUAUCAUAAGACACUUCUACUCAGCAAAGACGCAUUGUUCCAGUACACAACAGGAAAAGUGAUUGACCUGGUUUCCAACGAUGUUCAGCGAUUGGAAGGGGAGACUAUCAAGUGGAUCUUUUUGGGUUCCAUUUCAUUUAUUGAGCUCCUGACUGUACCGUUUUUAAUGGUGUAUUUCAUUGGCUGGCAGUCUCUCAUGGGAGUAUUCUUUUUGUACCUCCUCCUUCCAUAUUUCGUCUUACUGUCCCAAGGAGGUGCUGUUCUGCGCUUGCGUACAGCGGCGGUCUCUGACCAACGCAUCUCUCUAAUGAAUCAGAUUGUUUCAGGGAUACGCACUAUCAAAAUGCAUGCGUGGGAAGAUGAAUACCGGCAACAAAUCAAGAAACCACGAAGAGAUGAAAUUUCCAUUAUUCGAAAGAAAUGUGUUCUACGCGCAGGUGUUUUGGCCCUCAGAUUCACUUCGGUUAUCAUUGCAACACUGCUGUCAGUCAUUACCCUUGUGCUGACUGAGGAAACUCUUACGCCAGUCAAUGUCUUUGUGUUGGUUUCAUUUAACAACAUGCUCACAUUAUGUAUCGGCACUUACCUUGGGCUUGCCUUGUUAGAGGGAUACGAAGCUUAUGCCUCGCUUGGUAGAAUUGAAGAAUUUCUCCUUUUGAAAAAUUUGCGAGUCAUUUCAAGCGAUCGCUCAAGCCAAAAAGAAACAGAAAUUGAAGCUGAAAACCCAUCUGAGAUGAAGAGAAAUUCAUUAGAUUGCCAGAAAAAACGGAGAGGUCUUUCCACAGCUGAUGAAUUACAAGAUCAAACGUCAUUACGUGUGAGAAGUUUGGCGUACAAGCAAGCGGAGCGACAAGACUCCUACAUUCUUCAAGAUAUCGAGUUUUGCACUCCUGUUAGUAGUUUAACAGUCAUCACCGGGCCAGUUGGUAGUGGGAAAUCUACUCUUCUAUCAGUGAUCGCUGGUGAAGUUCCAUGCACACACGGAGAAGUGUCAUGCCGAGGAACUUUAGCGUAUGUUCCGCAGACGGCUUGGGUAUUCUCUGGAACCAUACGAGAUAACAUUUUGUUUGGUCUGUCAUACGAGGAGCAAAAGUACACCAGAGUUAUUGAAGCUUGCGCUCUAGCUGACGACAUCCAGCAGUUUCCUAGCACCGAUCAAACAGGCGUCGGCGAGCGCGGUGUUGUUCUGAGCGGAGGCCAGCGGGCUAGGGUAAGUUUAGCACGCGCAGUGUACGCUGAUGCAGAUCUGUACGUUUUGGAUGAUCCUCUGAGUGCCGUAGACUUCAAAGUUGGACAACACAUAUUUGAAAAAUGUGUCAAAGAACUACUAGGAAAUAAAACUCGGGUGAUGGCCUCUCAUCACAAGGACCACAUAAAAGAUGCCGAUGAAGUGAUCGUGUUAUAUAAGGGCCGUGUGCUGGAAAGGGGAGGUUUCCUUGAGUUACAAGACAAAGGAAUCCUUAAUAACACUAUUGACCCGCCCCAUAAGAAGAUUUCAAAAGGAAGUUUAGGAGAGGAAUUUGCGAGAGAGGAAGAAAAUAAGGGUGUUGAAGCUGCUGGCAACUUGAUUGGAAUUGAAAAUCCAUCGAAAGAAACCAGGAGUCUUCUGACGCCACAAGAAGAUCGGGAAAUCGGAGUAAUUUCUUCCAAGCUUUACUGGAACUAUUUUAGAAGCGGACUGUCUACUUGGAUGAUUUUGGCGAUAACCCUUUUCACUAUAAUUGUCCAAGGAUUAUUGGCUGCUCCUGACGUGUGGCUCUCGUUUUUGACAAAGCAACUUCCUCAAGAUCAAAAAGAUCGAUCGAGCUUAGAAGUCUACGGAUGUCUUACUGGAGUAGCACUUUUAUUUGUCUUAGCACGAACAUUUAUAUUACUCUCCUGCUUUUUGCGAUGCUCUGAGCGUCUUCAUGAUAAGAUGGUCGUUGCCAUUUUGAAAGCUCCUGUUAUGUUCUUUGAUUCGAAUCCGGUGGGAAGAAUCCUUAAUCGAUUUUCUAAAGAUGUUGGUUGGUUGGACGAGCAGUUACCCAAAACGUUUCAGUCAGCGAUCGAUACAGUUUUACUUGUGUCUGCGUCAAUAAUCAUCCCGACUGUUAUGAAUCCUUGGUUAUUUUUCGUACUUGUACCGUUGAUUGUGGCCGUUAUAUACUUCUCCACGUAUUAUUUGAAGACAUCCCGGGAGCUUAUGAGGUUAGCGUCCAUAUGUCGUAGUCCAGUAUUCUCUAAAAUUUCGGAGACCCUUGAUGGACUAGACACGAUUCGAACCAGAGGGAGAGAAAGUGAUUUUGUGGAGGAGUUUUACAGACAUCAUGAUGUUCUUAAUCAAGCAAACAUCUUGGUAUUGGCCAGUGGGAAAUGGAUCAGUGUGCGCUUUGAGAUUCUUGCAUCACUAUUUGUUGGUGCAGUGGCUUUAGCAGCUGUUUUGGUAUCUCAAGAUGCCGCUUUUGCUGGACUUGCCUUGGCCUACGUCGUCGAAAGAUUUGGGCCGGCUCAAAACGCCGUAAGAAAAACCGCGGAAGUCGAGAAUCUAAUGACGUCAGUUGAACGAGUUAUUACGUAUACCAAGCUUGAGUGUGAGUCUGGAUACAUAAUAGAACGACGACCCCCGGAAAAAUGGCCAAGUGAAGGAAAUAUCAUACUUAAAGACGUUUCACUAGCAUAUUAUCCGGGAGGACCGCAAGUGUUGAACAACAUCAAACUCAAUAUCGAAGGAGGAGCAAAGAUCGGUGUUACUGGCCGGACGGGGUCUGGAAAGUCAUCUUUUGUGGCAGCUCUAAUGCGCAUGCCUGAAUCGUGGGGUGAAAUAAUCAUUGAUGGCAUUCCAAUAAAGGCAAUCAACCUCCAGGAAACUCGACGAUGCAUAUCCGUUCUUGGCCAAAGUCCAGUGCUGUUCAGUGGUUCAUUGAGGAAAAAUCUCGAUCUCACUGAGCAGUUUACCGAUGCGGAUUUAUGGCAAGUUCUACAAGAUGUGCAAAUGAAAGAGUCAGUAGAAAGUCUUUACGGUCAGCUUGAUCACGAACUGUUAGAAAAUGGUGCAAAUAUCAGUGUAGGAGAACGACAGUUGAUUUGUUUGGCUCGUGUGCUGUUGCAACGAAACACGAUCAUCGUUUUGGAUGAACCCACUGCAAAUGUAGAUCCAGAAACAGAAAAAACAAUCUGGGGCGUAGUGCGUGAAAAACUGAGAGAUUCUACGGUCAUUACUAUAGCUCAUCGAUUGAACACCAUUCUGGACUGUGACAAAGUUCUAUUUUUGAAACAUGGAGAGGUAGCAGAGUUCGACAAGUUGGACACAUCAAUGAACAUAGAAGGAAGUGAGUUGGGUGAAAUGGCGUGAAUUGCAAAUAGCAAUAGAACGUAAAUAUACGUAGCUAAUUUACUGACUGGACAGUUUUUAGUAAAUGUUCUUUAACGUUACGGAAAUGGUGGGUGUUUUAUGCAAAGCUAAUGAUGAGUUAUCUCUAUAUUCAUAA
Pocillopora verrucosa is the source of this 3997-nucleotide messenger RNA. Its product is annotated as ATP-binding cassette sub-family C member 4. NCBI's taxonomy places the organism in Eukaryota, Metazoa, Cnidaria, Anthozoa, Scleractinia, Pocilloporidae. Gene Ontology annotation, biological process: transmembrane transport. The record is from RefSeq and is a predicted model, not a curated record. Gene Ontology annotation, molecular function: ATP binding; ABC-type transporter activity; ATP hydrolysis activity. Gene Ontology annotation, cellular component: membrane.